Molecule: messenger RNA, 8080 nt
Organism: Labrus mixtus (cuckoo wrasse)
Lineage: Eukaryota; Metazoa; Chordata; Actinopteri; Labriformes; Labridae
Gene: sbf1
Product: SET binding factor 1
Exons: 43
Coding region: 158-5983 (1941 amino acids)
Source: RefSeq, a predicted model, not a curated record
AGGGCACGGCAGACUGACAGUAUGGCGGCGGGGUGCAGCUGGAAGGAUGCUACCGUUCCCCGUGAUGUGUCUAUCGCCGGUAGGACGUAAAUGGAGUAUUGACGACAAAAACAGAAGAGGAUUUAUCGAGAAAGGCUUGUCGCCGUGAGCUCCCAAGAUGGCCAGGCUCGCCGACUACUUUUUAGUGGUCACUUACGACCUCGACAAGCGAGUGGAGGGUGAGGGUCAAGGUCGCAUUCUCCAGCGGUUUCCUGAGAAAGACUGGGAGGACAGCCCGUUCCCACAAGGCAUAGAGCUGUUCUGUCAGCCCAGCGGUUGGCAGCUGGUUCCUGAGCGGCAGCCUGCCUCCUUCUUCGUAGCGGUUUUGACUGACAUCAACUCAGACCGUAAUUACUGUGCCUGCUUCACCUUCUGGGAGGGCCUAGACCGACUACAGCUGCAGAAGGCCGAGGCCAGCGAGGUAGACGAGGUGGAUGAAGAGCCAGCUGUCGUCCAAUCAGCUCAGGUCUUUGCACCCAAGAGUCUGGUGCUGGUGUCCCGACUGGACUACACCGAGGUGUUCAGGAACUGUUUGGGUCUGAUCUACACCGUCCAUGUAGACAGCCUCUCUGUCCCCUUGGAAACGGUGGUGGGAAACCUCCUCACAUGUAUCAUCCCCAUUGCUGGAGGCUCACAGAUAAAUGAGUCCCCAGUUUGUAGUUUAGAAAAGGUUCCUCAGGUCCUGGCCUGUGACUGGCUGCUGGCCUGUCUCCAGCCGGGCCAGGAGGAGAGAGAGGAGAGUUUGAGGACGAUAACGUUAGGCGCUGGCGACCGGCAAGUCAUCCAGACCCCCAUCGAUGAUUCGCUACCUGUCAGUGGCACCAGUGUGGCCCAGCUCUUCAGACAGCUCGGUAUCAUCAACGUGUUGUGUCUGUUCUGUGCCGCCCUGACCGAACACAAGAUCCUGUUCCUGUCCAGCAGCUACCAGAGACUCACAGACGCAUGUCGGGGUCUGCUGUCCAUCAUGUUCCCCCUCAAAUACAGCUUCACGUACGUUCCCAUCCUGCCGGGAAAACUCCUCGAGGUCCUGAGCACCCCCACCCCCUUCAUCAUCGGUGUUAAUUCGUUCUUUCGAUCAGAGACGCAAGAACUGUUGGACGUGAUCAUCGCAGACCUGGACGGCGGCACAGUGACGAUCCCAGAGUGUGUGCACAUCUCUCUGCUGCCUGAGCCGCUCCUCCAGCAGACCCAGACUCUGCUCUCCAUGAUUUUGGAUCCAGAGCUGGAAAUCGCUGAUCAAGCCUUUCCCCCUCCCUCCACACAAUCCUCUGCACUAAAGAUCCAGGAUAAAGAAAUCCGGGGAGUUUUCCUGUGGCUGUUUGCUCGGCUCUUCCAGGGCUAUCGCUGGUGUCUACACAUCAUCCGCAUCCACCCAGAACCAGUGAUCCGCUUCCAUAAGGCGGCCUUCCUGGGUCAGAGGGCGCUGUCGGAGGACGACUUCCUCAUGAAAGUAUUGGACGGCAUGGCGUUUGCGGGCUUCGUGUCCGAGAGAGGGCCUCCGUAUAGAGCCACCGACCUGUUUGACGAUCUGAUAGCCAAUCAGGUGGAGCGGAUACGACAGGAGGAGACGUGUCCACACAAAGUCAUGAACCAUGUCAAGGAGCUCGCUGAGCAGCUCUUCAAAAACGAGAACCCGUACCCCGCUGUGGCGAUGCACAAAGUCCAGCGGCCGUCAGAAAAAAGUCAGACUACGACACAGAAUCAGACGCAGUUUCCCGCGCUGGACGACGUGGUGGUGCAGCUCUUCAUCGACCACGCUGCCGCCAAACUCAAAACAGCGCCACCUGUGGUCAAGGUGGAGCUGAAGGGCAUGGUGCCGUCCGGGCCCCCGCUGGGCGACACCGUGGACAGGAACGGCAUCGUGAUGGCCAAUAGCGCUCGCAGGCUGGAGGUGGUCAGGAACUGUAUCACGUACAUCUUUGAGAACAAGAUGCUGGAGGCUAAGAAGUUAAUGCCCGCUGUCCUGCGAGCGCUGAAGGGCCGUGCAGCUCGGAUCUGUUUGACUCAGGAGCUGAACCAGCACGUCCUGCAGAACCGAGCCGUGCUGGAUGAUCAGCAGUUUGAUUACAUCGUCCGAAUGAUGAACUGCACCCUACAGGAUUGCUCCCAUAUGGAUGAACACGGUAUCGCAGCCAACCUCCUUCCUCUGGUCACAGCCUUCUGCAGAAAACUGGGCGCAGGCAUCACUCAGUUCGCCUACAGCUGCGUCCAGGAGCACAUGGUGUGGACCACCAUGCAGUUCUGGGAGGCCAUGUUCUACAGCGACGUGCAGAACCACAUCAGAGCGCUGUACCUGGAGACGGAGGACAACAGCUCUGAGCAGCAGGACGGGUCAGCCGGCGGGAGGGAAAUCAGCGCCCUGGACCUGGCGUCAGAGCAGAACCGCCUGUGGCCGACGCUCAGCAAAGAGAUGCAAGCGGAGCGCGUGCAGAAGGAGGAGAGCACCGUGUUCAGCCAGGCCAUCCACUACGCCAACAGGAUGAGCUACCUGCUGCUGCCGCUCGACACCAGCAAGAACCGGCUGCUGAGGACCGCCGGCCUCGGGGACGUGGAGAGCGUCAGCAACAGCUACGUCACAAACAGUAUUGCCGGCAGCAUGGCGGAGAGCUACGACACAGAGAGCGGCUUUGAAGAUGCAGAGAGCUCGGACGUCGCCAACUCUGUGGUCCGCUUCAUUAACCGCUUCGUAGACAAAGUGUGCAAUGAGAGCGGAGUGACCAACGAGCACCUGAAGGCCCUCCACACCAUGAUACCAGAUAUCGUUCAGAUGCACAUCGAGACGUUAGACGCAGUCCACAGGGAGAGCAAGAGACUGCCUCCGAUCCAAAAGCCCAAGCUGCUGAGGCCCACUCUCCUCCCCGGCGAGGAGCUGGUGAUGGACGCCAUGCGGGUCCACCUCAUACCUGAUGGCCGAGAGGAGGCGACGGGGCUGAUGGGAGGUCCGCCUCUGCUCCCUGCCGAGGGCGCCAUCUUCCUCACCACCUACAGGCUCAUCUUCAGGGGCACGCCCACCGACCCACUGGUGGGCGAGCAGGUGGUGACUCGCUCAUUCCCCAUCGCCUCUCUGACGAAGGAGAAGAGGAUCUCAGUCACUUUACCCAUGGACCAGUUUGUCCAGGAGGGGCUACAGCUUCGAUCCUGCACCUUCCAGCUGAUAAAGAUUGCGUUCGACGAGGAGGUGGCGUCAGACCUGGCCGAGGUUUUCAGGAAGCACAUGCACAAGCUGCGCUAUCCUCAGCACGUCCAGGGCACCUUCGCCUUCACCAUGGGUCAGUGCGGGAAGCUGGUGGUGGAGCACAAGACCAAGGACAAGAACCAGUCGCUCAAGACACUUUCUAAGAACCUGGUGAAGACUGCCAAGAGGACGAUCGGGCGUCAAUAUGUGACAAGAAAGAAGUACUCUCCGCCCACCUGGGAGAACAGGAGCAGCUUCCAGUCAGAGAUGGACGAGGAUGAAAUCUCAGUUUCAGAGGAAGUGGACCAGAGCUCCCUCACCCUCUCCUCCACCAUCCGCUCGUCCGACAGACAGACCAUGAGCAACGUCGUGGAGCGGGCCUGUUGCCGUGACUACCAGCGGCUCGGUCUGGGCACGCUCAGUAACAGCUUGACGCGCUCUAAGAACGAGCCUUUCAGGAUUUCAACCGUCAACCGCAUGUACACCGUGUGCAGGAGCUACCCCGGCCUGCUGAUUGUGCCUCAGAGCAUCCCGGACACGACCAUCCAGAGAAUCUGCCGCUGCUACAGACAGAACCGCUUCCCAGUGGUUUGUUGGAGGAAUUCAAGAACGAAGGCCGUCCUGCUGCGGUCUGCAGGACUCCACGCCAAGGGGGUGGUGGGCUUCUUCAAGUCCCCGAAUGCUCCUUCUUCAGUUCCCUCGCAGGCCGACUCCACCAGUCUGGAGCAGGAGAAAUACCUACAGGCCAUCAUCAGCUCCAUGCCGUCUUACAGCGAGAGCAGCGGCAGGAACACGCUCAGCGGCUUCACCUCCACACACAUGAGCACCUCAGACUCGUCAGAUAAACUGAGGCAGCCUAAGAUCGGCGCUCUAAUGAAGCAGGUGAUGGGAACAAAGGAAGACGUUCCUGGGACCUUCAGCAGAGGAGCUCUUGGUCAAAGGGCCAAGGUCAUCUCCCUCUCUCAACCCAAAGUGUCUGGCAAGGCCAGGAACCCUCCUAGAGGUAAAUGGGGCAGCAUCCGAGGCAGCGGGCGUCUAAGUGCCUACAACCCCGACGUGGGGACGCGUCUGGCAGGGAAAGAGUCUCCGCAGUCCAAUGGUGGGCCGAGCGAGGCGCUGUUUCUGCGCCAGCAGAAGGCCUACCUGUACAUCAUCGGAGACAAGGCCCAGCUCAAGGGAGGGAAGCAGGACUCGUUCCAGCAGUGGGAGGUGGUUCCCAUCGAGGUGUGUGACGUGCGGCAGGUGAAGAACAGCUUCAAGAAGCUGAUGAAGGCCUGCGUGCCGAGCUCCUCCACCAGCGACCCCAACAUGACCUUCCUGCGCUGCCUGGAGGAGUCUGAGUGGAUGGCUCUGCUGCACAGAGUGCUGCAGGUGUCAGUCCUGGUGGUGGAGCUUCUGGAUACAGGUUCAUCAGUCAUGGUCAGCCUGGAGGACGGCUGGGACGUCACCACACAGGUGGUGUCUCUGGUGCAGCUGCUGUCUGAUCCCUAUUACCGAACCUUCGACGGCUUCAGGCUGCUGGUGGAGAAGGAGUGGCUGUCGUUCGGACACAGAUUCAGUCACCGCGGGGCGCAGACGCUCAGCAGUCAGAGCAGCGGCUUCACUCCGGUCUUCCUGCAGUUCCUCGACUGCGUGCAUCAGAUCCACCUUCAGUUCCCCAUGGAGUUCGAGUUCAGUCAGUACUACCUGAAGUUCCUGGCCUACCACUACGUGUCCAACCGCUUCCGCACCUUCCUGCUCGACUCGGACUACGAGCGCAUAGAGCUGGGUGUGCUGUACGAGGAGAAAGGCGAGAGGAAAAGCCCUCAGGUGUGUAAGUCUGUGUGGGACUACAUCGACAGACUGAACAAGAAAACACCGAUCUUCUACAACUACAUGUUCUCCCCUGAAGACGAGGAGGUUCUCCGGCCGUACACCUUCAUCUCCAACCUGAAGGUGUGGGACUUCUACAUGGAGGAGACCCUGUCCGAGGGCCCCUCCUACGACUGGGAGCUGAGGGGCCGGCAGGAGCGCGUUGCCGAGGAGACGCCGGAGAAACCCGACAGCAGCGGCCCCAAAUCCCACAGACACAUCGUGUGGCCGUGCUACGACAGCCUGAGCAAGGUGGUGCCCGACGCCAUCACCAAGCUGCUGCAGGACCUGCAGAGUCUGGAGGCGGAGCUCGGACAGACGUCGGAGAAGUGGAAGGACACGUGGGACAAGAUGAAGAACUCGCAGAAAACAGAGAUCAAACUGGAGAGCAAGCCCUCGUUCUCCAGCUCGUUGCUGAUGUCAUCCAACCUGAGCCACCAGCGGCGCUCUCAGGGCGUCUACCUGCAGGAGAGCUGUGUGGGCUCCUCCAUCAACCUGGCUCUGGACUGUGAGGCCAGCGCCACCUCCACGCCUGUCCCAGGCCGGCCCAGCACCAGCACACUGUACAGCCAGUUCCAGAGCACGGAGAGCGAGAACAGGAGUUUUGAAGGCAUCCUCUUUAAGAAAGGGGCGUUGUUGAAACCAUGGAAACCACGGUGGUUUGUGCUGGACAAGACCAAACAUCAGCUGAGAUACUACGAGACCCGGCAGGACAAGGAGUGCAAAGGAGUGAUCGAGCUGGCCGACGUGGAGUCUGUUAUUCCAGGAACGCCGACCAUGGGAGCGCCCAAAAACAUCGAGGAGAAAGCCUUCUUUGACCUGAAGACGACAAAACGAGUGUACAACUUCUGUGCCCAGGACAGCCUGAACGCUCAGCUGUGGAUGGACAGCGUUCAGAGCUGCCUGUCAGACGCCUGAAGACGAGGAGGAGGCGGGACUCUUUUAAAGAGCGAAUGAGAGGCGCUGCUGCACCUGACGGACAACAGAGAGGGGACGGGGCCUCUCACCACGUCUGCUCCGUUCUGUUUGCUAGUAUUGAACUAAUAACCUUUUUGCGUCACAACGUUUCAGUGUUUUUGUUAUAAAAAUGAGAAAAAGAAAAAAAAAAAGUCCCCCUGAAGAAGAACCACUCGCUGUCGUCUCACACGCCGCUGCAGCCUCUCCACGCCCCGACAGUCUCACCGAUGUGUGCGCUGGAUCUCUGUGUGCUUAUGGAAGCUUUGUGGAUGCAUCUUUGCAGCUCGGACCAGCAUGAAGAUCUUUCCAGACCCUCCACCUGUAAGCCCCUCCCCCUCUUCAUACUAACCCCGCCCGCCCUUUUAGACACUCCAGGAGGAAUGACGGAGGAGCUGCGGUCGGCCCGGCCACACACACACUCGUAAGACUUUCUUGGAGACAGAUGUAAAAGAUCGACUGAUCGACGGACCAAAUCAACCUUUGCUGCCUGAUGUCGCCUACUCGCAGAGAAUUCCAAGAAACAAACUGCAACAAGAGGAGGAGGGGGGCUCCUUAACGGUUCAUGAAGGAUUUCCUUUUGUCUUAUUUCUUUUUCCAAAAAGUCUCAGAUAAGAACCAGUAAGAGAUCAACGCUCGUCACGCCUGCAGCCGGCGGUGACGAUGAAAUACUGUGAACGCCAUGAAUCAGUCGCAGAGAUCAAAAGCAGGAGAGCCAGUCACUCCGUCAGGUAUUCUGAGUGUGUCGGUGAACUUUCACUGAGAGUGUUUACAAAGUAGACGAAUACUUCCCUCACUAAGCUAAACUCCUCACCUGUGUGUGUUUUUAAAAUCAGUACAACCACUAUUAACGUUCAGAGUUUUUUUUUUUUAAGGGAUGUUGAAGGAAAAAGGAGGGAUUUAUUUUGUAGUGAAUUCUUUAAAAAAACAAAAAAACAAUCUAUGGAAGGAGAUCUGGAAGGUGGGCAGAUGAAGAGGAGGGAUACUUGUGAAUAGAGUGAUAUUAUGGGAUGCUUCAGAGAGAAUACAGAUUUUUUUUUUAAAGAGGUGGACAUUGACUCGUUACAGCGCUCCGAGUGUCAGAAGAUAGAAGUUCGUUAAAGGAAAAUUCUGGGAUGCAGUUUGACUGUUGGCCGUGCUACAUUUGCAUUUUCUGACUUUUUUAAAAACCCACAGAGAAGUCCAACUCAUUAAUCAAAAGUGUCUUAUGCCUGUUAUCAGAAAGGAAACUCCUUGAUUAGUUGCUAACUGCAUGCUUUCUGCUGAGCUAGGGAUGCAUGGAUAGCAUAAAAUAUCAAUUCUGUGUCACAGAUCAUCAUUUUUUUCAGAUCAGCUUUGAAAAGAAGGAGGAUAAGACAAGUUCUUGAUGCCUACGUACAGUACCAACUUUGUCUAAGACGCCUGAAUACAGUGUUUGCAGCACGUACACUUUGCAAUGUAGACGGUGUACAGGAGGUCACCUACAACUUUUUGGAUUUUAAAACAAGAAAUGACUCAAAGGACUUAUAUUUGCGUUGCUGUGGAAGUAAACAGGAAUUGUGAGCUGUCCACACUGAGAAUGAGGAAAAUGUCAAAAUGAAACUGUAUUUACGAAAAGUUGAAGCGACUGUGAGGGGAACAGAUCGAUGCAAAUGUAGCCCGAGCCGUCAGUCAGAGCAGCAGCUUGUCCUUUAAUGACGCUGAUAUAAGGAGCACUGGUCCUUCAGUGUGAUGCAGUUCAGACUCUGUGUACCUGUGUGCCAUGCUUCAUAAGAGAGACCACCUGUGACAUCAUCAGAGCAUGUUACACACAAACAGAGUCUGUCAGAGAGCUUUAGAGAAACAGCAUGUUUACCUGGAAGGUGUCAAACAUCACGUCACUUUUUUUUAUCUUUUUAUGUCAGUUGUUUGUCAAACUGCCCCCCCCCCCCCACACACACACACACAUCCCUCUAUUCACCCCCUCUCCUCCUCCACACACACACAUAAACCACUCUGACCCCCACGUGUUAACACGGACCCUGCUUUGUAAAAUACGGUUCUACUGCUGUCUUUUGUUGAACAUAAAAAUUUGAAAUUGUA